This is a messenger RNA of Astyanax mexicanus (Mexican tetra), 6492 nucleotides long. RefSeq names its product L3MBTL histone methyl-lysine binding protein 1 (gene l3mbtl1). Bases 104 to 2605 code for a protein of 833 amino acids. The transcript is spliced from 22 exons. The record is from RefSeq and is a predicted model, not a curated record. Gene Ontology annotation, biological process: regulation of DNA-templated transcription. Lineage: Eukaryota; Metazoa; Chordata; Actinopteri; Characiformes; Acestrorhamphidae. Gene Ontology annotation, molecular function: protein binding; zinc ion binding. Gene Ontology annotation, cellular component: nucleus.
UAGUAUUUUGGGGAGGGAGGGGGGUUGUGUGCUCCACAUCGCUGUGACAGGCGCAUGCGCAGUGGCGGUCGCUGAGGAGCAGGUCGGAGCGCUGCGUCUUGUCAUGAGUGCCAAAGUAGAUGUGGAUGUCCUGCCAAAAGAUGCAGAUGCUUCACCCGAAAGCAAUGGCACAUUUCCCUCAAAGGACAGUUUAUCUCAGCGGCCAAGACCCCCAAAUACCACCACCAUCAUCCUUCCAGCAUCCGCUCAUCCACUGCCGAAGGUGGAGGUCCCCCCAAAUGCUGCAAAGGAUGUAAAGGGAUCCAGCCUGGAGACCACCUCGCUGGCUGCCCAGGUGGGCGGCACCUGCAGUAUCGUCCAUGUUCUGGAGUGGAAAGAAGGCAUGGCCAUCCUUCCAGGCAGCAAUUUAAAGCUGUGUGUGAGUGACAGCGGGACGCUGGAGGUGAUCAGCCAGGGAAAAGUGAGCUCGGCCAACUCGCUCACUGAGGGAGCUCCAGUAAAGCCGGUCGGUGGAGAGCACAAACUGGCCCUGAAACCUGGUCCAGAUCCACCAGCAGAGGUCCAGUUACAUGGUGUUGCUGGUCCAGCUGCUGCUGCAGACGGUGGACGGCAUGUGAAAGGGAGCGCAGAGGUCCAGGAAGUUCCAGUCCAGCGGAAGAACAAUGAGCCGGUGGCCAAACGGGCCUAUCCCGAAGAGCUGCGCCGGGAACCAGUAGCAGAGAAUUCGUCUAACCCAAGAAGUAUUGAGAGAAUCCAUGAAGUGCAGGUGACCUCUCGUGGCCCCGAGCUGCUGAAGCCGAUGAAGAAGAAGAGGAGGAGGGACUAUUUAAGCCCCUCUGAGGAAGACUCUGAGACUGAGGCGAUGGAGGAGAAAGCUGAAGACUCGAAAGCAGAUGGAGGGCAGGGGAAAGCAGGAGCAGCAGAUGCUAAAGCUGUGCCGUGGUCGUGGGCGCAGUAUCUAGAAGAACAGAAGGCAGUGGCAGCUCCACCCAAACUCUUCCAAGAGUCUCAGAGAGUUCCAGAAUGUCUGAGCAGCUUUCGCCAAGGCAUGAAGCUGGAGGGUAUCGACCCCCAGCACCCCUCCAUGUACUUCGUUCUAACAGUGGCCGAGGUCUGUGGCUACAGGUUACGUCUUCAUUUUGACGGCUACUCAGACUGCCAUGACUUUUGGGUCAAUGCUAACUGCAGUGAUAUUCACCCGCCUGGGUGGUGUGAGAGCACAGGACACAAACUGUACACUCCAAAAGGUUAUAAAGAAGAGGAGUUUUCCUGGGCCAGCUACUUGAAGCUCACUAAAGCACAAGCUGCUCCAAAAGAACUGUUUACAAGCUCUGCCAAAACAGAUAAGGACUGUGGGUUCGAGGUGGGAAUGAAGCUGGAAGCUGUAGACCGCAUGAACCCCUCGCUCAUCUGCGUCGCCACGGUAACGGACUUGGUGGGAAACCGCUUCCUAGUUCACUUCGAUAACUGGGACGACACGUAUGACUACUGGUGUGAUGCCAGAAGUCCAUACAUACAUCCUGUUGGCUGGUGCCAAGAGAGAGGCCUCCCCCUCACCCCCCCACAAGACUAUCCCGACCCAGGAAAGUUCUCCUGGGAGAGGUACCUGGAGGAGACCGGCUCUACAGCUGUGCCCGCCGAGGCCUUUAAAGUGAGACCUCCACACAGCUUCCAGGUGAAUAUGAAGUUGGAGGCUGUGGAUAAGAGAAGUCCUGGACUGAUCCGGGCGGCCACUGUGCAGGAAGUGGACACACACAGGAUUAAGAUCCAUUUCGAUGGCUGGAGUCAUGUGUAUGAUGAGUGGACGGACUCAGACAACCCAGACAUCCACCCUGUGGGCUGGUGUGAAAGCACAGGCCACCCUUUCAAGCCCCCACCCGACCCCUCCAGCACACAGCAGCAUGGCCCUAAGGAGAACACAGUUUUCGGGCAGCCCAGUUACACAUCUGCACCCUUUAAAACUGUCCCACACUCCCGAAACACCUCCAAGUACAGCUUCCACCACAGGAAGUGUCCUACUCCUGGGUGUGACGGGUCGGGUCAUGUGACAGGACGUUUUACUGCACAUCACUGUAUAUCAGGCUGCCCGCUGGCAGAGAGGAAUCAGGGCAGGGUUAAAACUGACCUCUCAGAUACAGAGGGGUCCAAGCGCAACCUCCUCGUCCUCGGCCAGAGGGCUAAAAAGUCCCGCUACCACGGCAGAAUUGGUCGCCCACCAAAAUAUCGAAAGAAUCAGCAAAGAGCUUAUCAGAACAUGUCUUCAGAGAGUAUGUAUCCCUCCCUGUUCAUGUCGGCUCUGACGGCCAGUUCGGAUCGCACUCUCUCUCUCUGCUGGGAGCAACACUGCAAGUUACUGCCUGGAGUUGCUGGAAUCCACGCAAACCAAGUAGCUACAUGGUCUGUAGAGGAGGUCUUUGGAUUUGUGCAGAAUCUAAUAGGUUGUGAGGAGCAGGCCCAGCUUUUCAAAGACGAAAUGAUCGAUGGAGAGGCCUUCCUCCUGCUGACUCAAACCGAUAUAGUGAAGAUAAUGAGUAUCAAGCUUGGACCUGCCCUGAAGAUCUACAACGCCAUCCUGAUGUUCAAGAGCACUGAUGAAGGACUGUAGUGGAACUGCCGGACUCUUCAGAGCUGUGUGACGUGCCCAUUUACCCACAAUCCAUCACCCAUAAUGUGUUAGGUGUUUACCAAUGUCCCCACCACAAAGAGAGAGAGAGAGAAAGAGAGAGAGAGCUAGAGUGAAAUAGAGAGAGAGAGAGUGAAAGGGGAAGGGGGAAAAGUGAAGCAUGACUGAGCCCACACCGAUAAAAGUGAUGUACUGAAUUAGCUUGAUUCAAAUGUGUGUGCAAAUACAAUAUAUUACACCAGCAUAAUUCAAUAUAUAACUAUGUUUACGUACUUUACACAGGAGUUGUGUUGAUGUAAUACAUUGUAUUUAUGUGUAAAUAGUGUAUAAUUUGUGUACAUUAAGUAAAUUAAAUGGGAUAAAUCCAUUUGUAUCAACUUUAUAUAGGUGUAUUUAAUAAUAACAGCAUAAUUACACAUUAACAAUAAUGUGUUAUAACAGUGUUAUAUUAUAAUAAUUACACAAGUGUCUCUUUUAACUCGAUUAAAUGUACAGGGGUUGGACAAUGAAACUGAAACACCUGGUUUUAGACCACAACAAUUUAUUGUGGUGACGGACAGUUCUGGUGGAAACAGGAGAGUUGAGGUGCACAUUGAAUUCUGCCGUGAUUUGAUCAGCCGAGGUUUUAUGUUUUUUGGAUACAAUCCGGGUUAGCACCCGAACAUCCCUUUCAGACAGCUUCCUCUUACAGCGUCCACAGUUAAUCCUGUUGGAUGUGGUUGGUCCUUCUUGGUGGUAUACUGACAUUACCCUGGAUACCGUGGCUCUUGAUGCAUCACAAAGUCUUGCUGUCUUGGUCACAGAUGCUCCAGCAAGACCAACAAUUUGUCCUCUUUUGAACUCUGGUAUGUCCCCCAUAAUGUUGUGUGCAUUGCAAUAUUUAGAGCAGAACUGUGCUCUUACCCUGCUAAUUGAACCUUCACACUCUUACAGCUCUUACUGGUGCAAUAAUGUGCAAUUAAUGAAGAUUGACCACCAGGCUGCUCCAAUUUAGCCAUGAAACCUCCCACACUAAAAUGAUGACAGGUGUUUCAGUUUCAUUGUCCAACCCUUGCAACUUGACUAAAUUUUGAACACCACAUUGCUAUGAGGAUUUGAUUGCACUCAGCAACAAGAACUAGAGAUCAAUGCUGGGGUGCUUUAUAUCUCUCUAGAGCAUAGACCAUGACUGGCAUUAGACAUGGUGCCAGUAGAUCCAUGUUUAAGUUGAUCUGCUACGAACAGUCCUAUUCUGUUGGCAAUACUUCGCUUCUACAGGGACUUAGACAAGCUGUGUGUGUGCGUUUGCACAUCUGUGUCAGCAGUGGGCGCAGGCAUAAUGAGUUAUAGUAGCUGAAGUUGUGCUACUGUAAUCCAGCUGUAAUACUGUAUACAUCACAAGGAAUUAUAUUGCUAUCACACGGUUGUUAAUGUGUAAUUACACUGUUUUUAAAGGAGAACUCCGGUGUAAAAUUGAGUUUGAGUGUAUUAAAACAUGAUUAAAAUGCUAACCUUUGUUGAAUGGCCCACCUCCGCUCUCCUGCAGCUUUCUGAGAUCCAGCAAUUUUAUAUAGUUUUUCCAAACAUCUUUUAGACUGGGUGAUAUGGGACAUAUUUUUGCCCGUGCAGAUAAAUCACUUUUUACACCGUUAUCCAGGCUGAAAGGAGCUCCACACCUCAUUGGUAGAAUCUGGAGAGCCCUGACUUUUAAAACAAGUGUUUUAAACACUGUUUACAACCUGAUCAGUACAGUGACGAGCAGUAACAUAUAGUAACGGUGUAAAAAGCGAUGUAUCUGCAGGGUCAUGAAGAAUAUGCCCCAUAUCACCCAGUCUAAAGGCUAUUUUGACAAACAGAAUAAAAUUACUGGAUCUCAUAAAGCUGCAGGAGAGUGGAGGUGGUCUAUUUAACUAAGGUUGAAUUUUUUUAUCAUGUUUCACUACACCAAAAGUCAAUUUUAUGCCAGAGAAAACACUUAUUUUAAAGUAGAUUAAUAUUAAGUGCAUCACUUUUUUCAGUGUAGUUUGAUGCUGCUCUGUUUUUCUUAAAAGAGAAGCAAUCGAAUCCCAAACCAGAACGAAGCCGUGGGCUGUCCUGGUGCUCACUGUCUGUCCUGCUUUUAGACAGCCAGUGGAUUUAGGUCUAUCCAAGUCGUUGAGAUAUAUAUUGUUGUUUUUUGGGAUCACGGUACCACCGAUAUUGAUGUGUUUUAACGGUGGUAUUGGACAAGACUGUGAAUCUGUUAGUAUUUUUGUUUUGUUCCCAAGUGAAUUAUUAAUUAUAAAUAUUAAGGGUGUAAACAUCAUAUCUGUUCAAUUAACAGCAGCACAAAACAUCAUGAUUCAGAGACAUCAGUUCAUGCAUGCAUUUCAUGCAUCGUUCAGAUUGAUUUGAUCUAAUUCUUUGGGAAAUGUUUUAAUGCUUCAUAAAAACUGUUAUUUAACUACAAAUUAAUUAAAUUCAAAAGUUCUUCAUGAAAUAAUUCAAAUCAUUGUGAAAUCUCAAUUUUAGUAAUUUCGUAAUUUCAGUUGCAAACAAUUUAAUGCAUUGUGUGAGAUCAGUUAUAAUUCAGUUUAAUAAGUUAUCAUUUUAAUUGGUUGAGUUGUUUGUGGAAUGAUUUUAUGCAUCAUAAAAUGUUACAUUUGACCUGUGGUUUUAACUACAGUUUGUUUAAAGCUCUUUUUGAAAUUACUUUUAAGUUUUUAAAAUCUAAACUUUUUGAUUUCUUUAAAUUAAAAAAUGUAUUGCAUUUUAUUCUUUUAAAUUCUAUAGCAAUGAUAGAAACACCUUAGCAACCUCCUAGAAACACCAUAGCAACCUCUUUGCAACCACCAAGAAACACCUAGGCAACAAUAUAGCAACCACCACAGACAUGAUAGCAAUACCUUAGUAACCAACUGGAUUUCUUUUUUUGUAUAUUAAAUUUUAUUUCUAAUUUUUAUUGGCCAAUUACCCAACCCACUCAUUAGGACUUCCCCUAUCACUAGUGAAGCCCCAACACACCAGGAGGGUGAAGAUUAGCACAUGCCUCCUCCGAUACAUGGAAAGUCAGACACCGCCUCUUUUUGAACUGCUUUUAAAGUGCAGCAACUCAGUUCUGAUACAUCUGCUCACAGAUGCCUUGUGCUGAUCCACAUCACCCUAGGAGUGAUGAGGGGAAAGAGAAGAACGCCAUCUACUGUACCCACCCAGAGAGAGCAAGACCAAUUGUGCUCUCUCAGGGCUCCGGCAGCUGAAGACAAGCUGCAUGACCAGGAUUUGAACCAGCGAUCUCCUGAUCAUAGUGGAAGCACCUUAGUCUGCUGGACCACUCGGAGCCUGAAACCACCUGGAUUUUAAGCAAAGGUUUCUGCAGGACCUUAAUCGAGUUACAACCAAGUUUUUUACACCCUUAAUAUUUAAGGUAGUAUUUUAGCUCAGCUGUCGUGAGCAUGUAAAACAGAGAGAGCUGUGAGCGCUCUGGACAGCCUAAUAAAGCUCUGAUGGGGUAUUUUAUUGUAUGUAUUUUGAGUUGCAGGUGUUACGUGAAAGCUGGGCAGCUUCGGGCAGACUUGGUGCUACCCCCUGAUCCCCUUCUUUAACCCGUGUUAAUGUUUAUGCACUUUAUAUAUAUGAUCUCGGCCAACAGGUGGAGCUAACGCACAUUCUGAGCCACUGCAGAGCAGAUCCGGAGCGUCUGCAGAGCUGCUCUGCUGCUCAUACUGUUCAACUUGUGUUCAUUAUUUUCUUAAUUAACAGAGAUUAGGGAGGAGUUCAUCCAACGCCAGUGUUAAUCUGUUUCUGAUGAUCCAUUCUCUCUCUGAAGGGAUAUAAUAAUGUACAGUUAUUGAGUAACAAACUGUCUUUCAGCUCAUCGACAUUAAUAAAUGUUUAAUUCAACUUCUAUCUAA